UCAGAUUGAGCUAGAAAGACUCCAAGGAGUUUUCCAUACCAUUUGGGAGCAACAACUUUGUCGCGUGCAAGCAGAAAGAGAGAUUUUCCAAGCUCAAAUGAGUGAUGUCAUGACGUUAGCCUCUGAGGUGAAGAAUUUAUCAAAUGCAGCCCGCCAACUAGAGCCCUAUGUUGUGGCUUUGUCUGCUGCUGACAUUGCUAUUUCACAAAUGCAUCAACAAGCUCAGAAUGCAGCUGUGCAACAACAAGCACUUCAUCCAAAACCAUCUGCUGAAGAAGCAGCUCACCUACAAUCUGUGUUGGAACACAUUAACUUUCUUCACCAAGCUGAGAGACUCCGAAAGGAUCCAGAUGUAGGGAAAGGAGAAUGCCGAGUACAUUCUGGAGCUUCACCUGGACAUGCCUCUACAUCUUCUGGACAAGACAAACUCCUAUACAUUAAGUUGGAUAAAAGUAAGAGCUCUAGGUCUAAGUCACCUCGUGAUAGGAGUGAGCCAAGGGAAACCCCAGAUCAGCAACAGCAAGCUCUAAUAGCUCAGGCCAUGUUGGACUCAGGUUAUGGAAUGAGUGGGGGACGAGAAUCCAAAAGAGGAUCAGUACUUAGCCAAAUUAUGGGCAAGGUAAGAACUAAAGAAGAGCGUAAGAAGUCUCCGGAGGAACCAUGUCGAGCUAAAACUCCUACACGGGAGAGGGUGAAAUCCGAAGGCCGUGGAGACUCCUCUCAUGGUAAAGGAGACAGACAUGAAGGGAAACCAAAAACGAAAGGAAAAGUGGCUUCACUGUACCACUCACUUAGUGGAAAAGUGAUGGGGUCUUCCCACAGCAUACAGACUGUCAUUGCAGCUGAAGAUGAACAAGAGCAGCGCCAGCAGCAAUCACGUAGGCAUCUUCCGCCUCCACCACCUCCCCAACGCCGUCCCACAACUCAGAUAACCAGUGUCCACAGGGAUGAUUCAACACCUAUUGACAUACCCGCCGAUGGAACUGUCAAGCGACGUGGCAGACUAUCUCGACCAGCAUCUGCAGGUGAGAAGGAGGAAGUUGAUUAUCCUAUUACUCGGAAAGCUAAAAGUGUUGGCUCUCCAACUGACUUUGGAGGCCAUUUGGUGAGAGCAGUCAUACACAAAGAUUCAAUGGGAAACCAACCAGUAUCUCCGCGAAGACACAGGAGCACAGACUCAGCUCUGCGUCAGGUACGAAUGUACCCAGCAUCUGACACAGAAGACUCUGUAUUCAAGCAGAGUUCGUGUGAAAGCUUAGCUCUUUCAGACAUUGGUCUUUCAGGAGACCACAGAAAGACCCUGAUAGUUGUUGUUGGAUCAAAAUCUAAGCGUCUCAUGCAGAAACAGCGCUCUUGGGAAACGUUUCCACCAAAGCGGCGAGAUGGACACAAUAAAAACAGAUUUUGUCAUGAUCCAGAAAUCUUUAGAACUGGUUUCCAGAAUGGAAGCCCUAUUGGUUCUACAAUCAGCCAUAUUGGCCCUACCUUGAAAAAAGCUGAUAGCUUUGAAGGUCAUGAAGAGGCUGUUCGAACACUUGUUGCAGCAGUUCAACAACACCAGCAAAGCCAACAGAAUCAAGCAAUGCAACAACAACUUCAUCAACGAAAACAUUCAGGGCCAAAAGCUCCUCCUCCUACUGGCAGCAGUGGUUAAGUUUAUAAGUAAUUGGACCAAAAUUUGCAGGGAUUUUCAAAGAUUUCAACUUUCAUUGGUUUAUAAACAACGGGUUUAGCCAUGGAUACUAAGUUUUGACUCUUCAAAUCAACUACUUCCCUCAAUUCCAGAUUUGAAAACAGGUCUGCCACCUCAUUUGUAUUUCAUUCUUUUAAUUAAG
Messenger RNA from Frankliniella occidentalis (western flower thrips), 1835 nucleotides. RefSeq lists its product as uncharacterized. The transcript is spliced from 6 exons. The record is from RefSeq and is a predicted model, not a curated record. NCBI's taxonomy places the organism in Eukaryota, Metazoa, Arthropoda, Insecta, Thysanoptera, Thripidae. The coding region runs from base 98 to 1654 and encodes 518 amino acids.